Messenger RNA from Anneissia japonica, 6385 nucleotides. RefSeq names its product DNA repair protein complementing XP-C cells homolog. Gene Ontology annotation, biological process: mismatch repair; nucleotide-excision repair. The coding region runs from base 53 to 2887 and encodes 944 amino acids. The transcript is spliced from 16 exons. NCBI's taxonomy places the organism in Eukaryota, Metazoa, Echinodermata, Crinoidea, Comatulida, Comatulidae. The record is from RefSeq and is a predicted model, not a curated record. Gene Ontology annotation, molecular function: damaged DNA binding; single-stranded DNA binding. Gene Ontology annotation, cellular component: nucleotide-excision repair factor 2 complex; nucleus; cytoplasm.
UGAAGGGACAGGUGUUACAUGGUAUGUAGUUUUGUAUAAGCUAGAAAAGAAAAUGGGAAAGAAGACAAAUAGACGAGGUUCGAAGAGUGAUGAGAUGCCGGGUGAGCACGAGGCCGAGGGAGAUGUGGGGCUUGAUGGGGAAGCUUGCAAGAGCAGCAGACAACAAGGCAAGCUAAGGAGAAGCAAGCGAUGCAACUCGCCUUUAGACUUUCAGGGGGAAGGAGCCUCAAAGUUCAAGAAAACAGAUGAAAAGAGUGAGCUUGAUGAAAGCGAAAAAAGAAAGCAGAGUACAAGAGGAAGAAAGAGAAUAACAUCUACCAAACAAGACACAUCAUCAAAGAAGAAAAAACUUAGUAUGACUAAAUCAGAAAAUUCAAGGGCAGAAAAGAUGAAUAUUAAAAAGUGUAAUGUGAAGCUAAGUGAUGUUAAAAAAUCUAGGCCUGAAUUAAUUAAAGAAAAUGAAUUAAAUGAAAACCAAGAUGCACUCUGUUCAAAAAAGAAAGAAUCAAAGGAAGGAAAACAAAAUAAGAAUAAAGGAGUGAAAAACAAGCAACAAAUAAAGAAAGAAGAAAUGGGAAAAGACAUUUUAUCAUUAGAUAAAAACAGUAAAGAGACUGAAACCAAGAAAGAAACAUUGGUGAAAGAAGAAACAAAUGAUGGAAGCGAGGAGAGUGACGAAGAUGACUGGGAAGAAGUUGAGGAAUUAGAUAGUGUGCUAGAAAGCCCAGUGAAGUCAACAGUAACAAACAAGACAAUUGAGAUAACACUUGACAAUCCAAACCAGGCCAAGAAAAGGAAAAAAGAGGAUGAAUGGGAAGCUUAUUUUCGUCGGGAAAUCAAUCGACACAACAAGGAACAGCAGCUUACAUUCCACAAGGCCCACCUCCUCUGUCUUCUAGCCCUUGGACAGUAUUGCAAUAGUGUAUGCAGCAACAGGACACUGCAGGCUCUAUGUAUGUCAGUCAUUCCAAAUAAAUUUACUGAAUCUGGAGAGUUUGAUUUUGCAUUCCUUAAUAGAUUUGUCCGUUGGUUCCAGUCUCUCUUUAAAAUAAUGUCUACAACCAAGGAGGACAACUACAAGAACUUUGAUGAAGUACUAUGUAGUCGGUUUGAGAAGUUUGAAGCAGCAAAUGAAACAGAAUUUGUCCAUAUAUUUGCAAGUUUGUUACGGUGUCUUCAACUCAAUGUUAGAGUGGUUUUCUCUCUGCAACCUGUUCCCAUAAAAACGGAAAAUGUUAUCAAGAAGGUAAAGCAGAAGUCAUCUAAAGAUGAGGCAAAGUCAAAACCUUCAAAAGCAAAACAACCUGCUGCUACCAAGCAUACUAAAAAGGUGAACAAUAGAUGUAAGCUAAAAAUAGAAAAUGCAGAUCUAGCAAAUGGAGCAUUACUGCCAUCCAGACAGCUGAGAACAAAAAAUGAGUCAAGAAGGACAAGCGCUUCCAAGGUUGUUAGUAAAGAUGGUGGUUCCACAGAUGUCAUUGUCCUAUCAGAGGACAAUGACUCUGAACGUGACUUAAAGGUCAACAAUGACAGAGAUUCUGAUGAAAAUUGGACGUUUGUGAAGAGUGGAUGCUCAACAUCUAUGGAUUCAGACAGUGAUUUUGAACCUGAAGUCACAAACACUUCCAGAGGUCCAAAACUCAGUGCGAAGAAGAAGUCUAUAUUGUCAAAGAAGGGAGUUUUGUUUAAUUCUGAAAAGAGUGUUGAGGUCAUUGGUGAAAAAAAGAAAACAUUUCAAAGUGGAUCUGAUGUAUGGGUUGAGGUUUUCCUUGAGUCAAACAAAAAGUGGGUUUGUAUAGAUUGCAUGAGAAGUAUUUUGAACUGUCCGGGAAAGUGUGAAAAAUAUGCAACUCAGCCGUUGGUUUAUGUCCUGGCAUUCUCUAAAGAUGGAAGCAUCAAAGAUUUAACCCAGAAAUAUGCAUCCAAGUGGACACACACCAUGAAGCUACGGAUUGACUACAUUGAACCAAAAUGGUGGCAAGCGACCCUUAAACCAUUCAGAACAAAAGAUAAGAAACAGGAAGAAACAGAAGAUCGUCAGUUACAAGAAAGCUUGUUGAAUAAACCAAUGCCCACUUCCAUCAAUGAUUUUAAAAACCAUCCGUUGUAUGCACUAAAGAGACACCUGUUAAAAUUUCAGGCGAUUUACCCAGAGUCAGCAACCAUCCUUGGGUAUUGCCGAGGGGAAGCUGUCUACUCGCGGGAUUGUGUCCAUGAGCUUCAUGCAAAAGAGGCAUGGAUGAAGCAGGCAAGAGUUGUACGCAUUGGAGAGGAACCUUAUAAAAUAGUGAAAGCUAGACCAAAACUGCGUCAGAAAAAGACAGGUGAAAGUCCACCACCGUUGCCAAUCUACGGUUACUGGCAGACAGAAGAGUAUAUGGCAAUGCCAGCAGUUGACGGUAAGAUUCCACGUAACGAACAUGGCAAUGUGGAGCUGUAUAAACCUUGUAUGUUACCAGCAGGAACUGUGCACAUUCAGAUUAAUGGUCUGAAUAAAGUAGCCCGGAAGUUGGACAUAGAUUGCGUGCCAGCAGUUGUGGGAUGGGACUUCCACUGUGGUUUUAGUCAUCCAGUUUUUGAUGGAUUUGUUGUUUGUGAGGAGUUCAAAGAAAUUUUAGUGGAAGCAUGGGAACAUGAGCAGGUCCAGAUUGAAAAGAAGCAGAAAGAGAAACGAGAACAAAGAGCCCUGAAGAACUGGAGGCAUCUCACGAAGGCGUUGCUGAUCCGCGAACGUUUAAAAAGGCGUUAUCAAAGUUCAUACGAAGAUCCUGAUCUACCAACCAGUCAGAAUGAAACAGUUGCCGAUGUCAAUAUGUCGUGGCCGAUGAAUAGAAACAUGCAAUCUGCUAAAGACACGACACAUUUAUUCCCAUUUGAAAAGUUAUAGUAUAGAUAUCUGUAAAAAGAAAAUGGGCUAAUCCAUACUGAUGAAAAUACAAGAAAAUUGCCUUCAAAUAGUAUGUGUAGAGCACAAAAAUAAAUCACUUGGUUGUUUUCAAUUCAAUUUCAGAGUUGAUCGUUAAAUAUUAUCUCUGAUGUUCAAAAUCUGCAAGAUAUAAACAAUCCAACAUAUAACAUACGUUAUAUGUCGUUGGCUUAGCAGUGGUACACUACUAAGUCACUCAAGCGUGACAACUAAACUCGCGUUGUAAGAACACUACAAUAUCACAGAGUUUACGAUUUUCUUUCACUCACAACCAGUAUUUAUAAUCUACCAUGCCUUAAAACAUCAAUAAUCCACUGCAGUUAACGAUUAAGUGUUCAUUAACAAUUGAAAUAUACUCAAAUCAUAAAUAAAUUAUACGGUAGCCUAAACCCGGCCUUGAUGCAACACAGCUUUAUGUCCUAUCUACAGAUGAGUGCAUGGCUAUAGCAAAAAAAAACUGCCUAACUUAACAUCGCCAACUUGCAUGGUAAAACAAUCAUUACCUAUGAUUCUACAAUUAUCGAAAUUAAGCUAAAAAAUCAUUGACUAUUCACGCUGGGUCCAUCGGAUGUUUACCAACUGGCCUCUCACUUGCGAGGAUCACCGCUUCAAACAUGGCGGCUUGAAGUUCACUAAAGGUAAGUACCUUAUGGUACCUUAUGUUCUUGACUAUUCUCUGUAGUAAUUAAUAAAAGUAAUUCUUACUCCUAAAGUGAGCCCUAUCAUGUACGCUCUUGGCAUAUAACUUCAUAAAUGCACGAUCAUAUGGUAACAAAGGCACUUCUUCCUUAAAUGCAACAAAGUGAACAUGACUCCUGAUCCUUCCGCCCAUGACAAUCAUUCCAUCUUCAUGGAUCAUUGGGCUUUAUCAAUAUGAGCCUUGUCUUUUAUCAGCAGUGUCAUCAUUGGUUUCUGUGAUUCCUUUAUCCAGAAGUUUUCUGCCUGUUUCAGAACCUUUUUUACAGUGAUCUUUCCUGUUGCACUGCUCAAUUUUUUCUUUUCAUAUAUAAAGAGAACUCUUCCAGUUUUAAUACUCUCAGUAACUUUUGGUAACUGCUACGUCUGCCAGCAUUUAUUCCGUUAGGUAGUGACCACCCAUUUUACUCUUUCUGGAAAGUUGUCAUUAAUAUUCUGUUCAAUAGGCCACUGUUCAAUUGGGCAUAUCAGAAAUUCUGGACCACACUACCAGCUACUGCAAGACCCAAUUGUAAUGACUUUUUAAAUAAAAGUAGUAGUAGUUGUACAAACUCGCAACAACAUAGAGCAUAGCUUUUCGUUAUAGCACUAAAAGAUGCCCUUAACUUAUCUUUCGCCCUUUGUUUUCUCUCUUUUUACUUCAUUACGAAAUCGUUAAAACUGUUCCUAUUGCUUUUUCUAAUUAUGUUAAUUUCUUUCCAUAACUCUUUCUAAUCCCCCUUUCCUUUGAAUCACAUCACAUUUUAAAGUCUCUGGGCAGCUGAAUAAAAGUUACUAGGUGGUAACUGAUGUUUAGUAUCAUUCCAGAGAAUUUUAACUAGUCCUACACAGGUCCAUUCUAACUAUUAAUUUAACUGUUUGAACUUUGUUGUGUUGUAGUAUUAUAAAGGACUAGAAAUAAAUUAAUUUACUCGCAAAAUGUAACUCCGUGUGUACCUUUAUUCAUGACGACUUCUGAAUUUAUAACGUUCGGCUACCACAUUUAGCUUGGGUGUGAAAUGAUUAUUUAACUUAUCAAUGGCAACUUCAUAAAUAUCAAAAAGAGCUGCAUUACUGUCCUGAGCUUGUGCCAGGUGAGCGGCCACAUCAUUAUCAGGGAGCGAGUGAUAUAUUCGCUGUCCCUCCGUUCCUAAGCAAUGUAGAAGCAAUGCACGUUUUCUUUCCACACUGUAGCAUGUAGCUGCUGAUGCAACCAUGUAAGUUUCAAACAUACCUCUCCACUGUUCCCAAUGCACGGGAGGAUUUCCUGGAGUUUGUAGAAAAAAUGGAGGCGGUGGAAUCGAAGCCAUAAUCCCGUCCUCGUCGCCAAAUUGUUGUGUUGUAGUAUUAUAAAGGACUAGAAAUAAAUUAAUUUACUCGCAAAAUGUAACUCCGUGUCUACCUUUAUUCACGACGACAACCUGUCUUCUUCAUUAUACAUUACAGUACCUGCCAACAGAGGGUGCUAGAUUAUUUCUAGACACAACAAACUUCCAUUGUCUCAUAGAACAGUAAUGUGUACAUGUUUUGUACCAUUUUUUUGCUGCCACUGGAAUUAUCCUUAGUGAUACAUUAUUUGUUUGCACCAUGUAGUUAAGUGGCCUUUCUUUAGUGUCAGAGAUUCUUUGAAGCUGCCUGACUUAACUAGUUACAUUUGAAUUGGUAAUGUUACAUUGAUGCUCCCCUUCCCUGGGAGACUCCCUUCGGUUUUGUCUUAAACAAUUCUUUGCUAUAUGGUUUCCCAGACUUUUAAAGCAAAAAAAGUCUAUUUUUUGGCCUUGAACAUUGAACGUUCCCUUAACCUACAUGAUUCAUUACAACAAGGACAGUUACUUUGCUGAUUAGGCUUAUUUGUAGCACCAUGAUAAUUUGUUUUGGCCUUAAAUUUCAUGUCACCUGGAUUACUGUGAUAGGUCUUCUAUCUAGUUACAGGUUUAGAGUUUUUACAACUUUAGAUGUCUACCAAACAUGUAGUACUUGUUAUCUUUGCUUGUUUUUCAAUAAACUCUAACAUAUCAUGAAGUGUUAUAGUUCAUUUUUCUCUACAAUUCCAUGUGCUUUUGACACCCAUUUAGCUUGUAUCACUCUCGGAAGUAAGACUUGCACUUGUAGAAUGUUAGAAGUACUAUUUAAGUCGCAUGUAUAUCGUAUUUGGUUUAGCGUUAUUUCACAUUGUUUCAUAUCCCCAACUAGUUUCCACAAACCAUUAUUAUCUCCUAAACUUAUCGGUUUUCGCUUAGUUAAUUUAUACCCUAUUCAGACUAGACUUUGCAUUGCAAGCAGUUGCGAUAUAAUCAGUGCUAAACAGUUGUAAUCCAAAUUAUUCGCAACCAUUCGCAAACUUCGACAGCAUUCAGACACCUUUUUACUUUGAUACAUUACAUCACUAGCAACGAUAUAGGUCAUCCUGUUUUGUUUGACCUCAGCCAAUCAGUGCAUGUGGAAUCCGUUGCGAUUGGAUUCCGUUGUAAUCGGGAGUAAUAAAGAUUGUAGCACCCAAUUGCGAUGGGUAACAAUUGAAAAACGAUUACUUAUCGACUACUAUUGGUGAGCUUUCAGACACAAUUUUACUUUGCGAUUGGGUGCAACAAUUGCUACAACCGAUCUAGUCUGAAUGGGGUAUUAGUCAUUAGGGAAUGUAACACCAAAUGAGGUUGGCCGAACUGAGUCUUUAAUAAUAUGCUCAAGGCCUGAUCAUACCCUUUAUCCCCUUAAUGUGCACACUUCAAUGCAAGCCCUAGCCUCACCAGUACAGAACUGCACAAGAUAAUGUAACUUAAUUUG